Marasmius oreades (fairy-ring Marasmius) is the source of this 1191-nucleotide messenger RNA. RefSeq lists its product as uncharacterized. NCBI's taxonomy places the organism in Eukaryota, Fungi, Basidiomycota, Agaricomycetes, Agaricales, Marasmiaceae. The record is from RefSeq and is a predicted model, not a curated record. The coding region runs from base 1 to 1191 and encodes 396 amino acids. The transcript has 5 exons.
AUGGCUCGUGGGCCAGGAAAGGUUGAGGUGAUUACUGUCAAAGUACCUCGACUUCACUCUCAGCGUGUGGAUCCAAAACUCGCUCGGCACAUUAAACUACAAGCACAGGCUCAAGGCGUUCGUGCGGAUGUCGCAUCACCCAGCAGUGAUUUGAGCCAGGCAAUUAUCAAUACUUCAGAAUGGAAUUCGCUGUUAAUAACAGCUCGGGCCGAACGAGGCCCACAGUGGGAUGUUGGUACACAACAAUUCCAUGUAGACCAAUACUCAGAACUAUACUAUGACCCUACCUUACUUCGGGAGGCCGCCAAGAAGCAAUGGGAUGAAGAAACAGCGUCAGACGAACCUCAACCAGAGCAGCAACAGCAACAGCAACAGCAAACCAAUCAACCUAACCUUCGUCAGUCUCAACCACCACCUCAGAUGAUGCAAACCCCUCAUCGCGAUCGUGAAUUCCAUCCUGUCUCUAGACAAGGUUCGCAUGGUCCUCCACCGGUCAAUUAUACCUAUCCAGGAUCCCCAAACAUGGUGCGAGGACCAGGACCAGGACCCAGUGGCCCCAGCCCUCCUCAGUUUUCACCUGGGGCAGGCUCGACUUAUAACAAAAUGCCGCCUCAAAACCAAUACUUUCAAGGCCGACCUGACGGUGGCAUACCGAAUAUGGGUAGUGGUGGAAUGGGUGGUGGAAUGAGUAAUAUGGGUGGUCCCUUGGGCGGGAUGGCUGGUAAUAUGGGAGCUGGUAUGCCAGGUGGAAUGAAUCCAGGAAUGGGUGGAGGAAUGCCACCCACCGCAGGAAUGAGACCCCAGAACAUGGGUGGGGCCAUGGGUGGAAUGGGUGGUGGAAUGGGCGGUGGAAUGGGUGGCAUGGGUGGAAAUAUUGGCGGAAAUAUGGGUGGAGGGAUGCCGGGCAUGGCUGGAAUAAACGGAAUGGUAAAUUCCAUGAGCAACCCCAUGAGUAACAUGAGCAAUAUGGGAGGAAUGGGAAACAUGAGUGUGGGUCGCGGGAUGGGUUCAGGGAUGGACUUCACGUCUGGAUCUCAUAUGGGCAUGUCUGGUGGUAUGGGUGCUAAUAUGGCAGGGAUGGGGGGCGGGAUGAGCAUAGGAGGUGGUAUGGGUGGCAUUGGUGGGGGAAUGAUGCCUGGUAUGAAUCCUCGAAUGCAGGGAGGCAUGGGGAAUGAAUUCCCUAUGCACUAA